AUGGGUCAACUCAUAUCGGUGUUGGUUGUUGGAUUUUCCGAAAUUACAUUGACCAAGAGUCAUGGAAUAUCAUCCAUCAUGACUAAUUGCUCGCUCGUCAUCGUGUUUUUCUGUACGGUUAAGGCAAAAGCACCGCAAGGGGGCUUGGGUUUAGGGUUUGGGGUUUGGGGUUUGGGGCCUGGGGCCUGGGGUCUGGGGUCUGGGGUCUGGGGUCUGGGGUCUCGGGUCUCGGGUCGGGGGUCGGGGUCGGGGGUCGGGGGUCUGGGGUCUGGGGUCGGGGGUCCGGGGGGUCCGGGGUCCGGGGUCCGGGGUCCGGGGUCCGGGGUCCGGGGUCCGGGGUCCGGGGUCCGGGGUCCGGG
Erigeron canadensis is the source of this 359-nucleotide messenger RNA. RefSeq names its product myosin heavy chain IB-like. Lineage: Eukaryota; Viridiplantae; Streptophyta; Magnoliopsida; Asterales; Asteraceae. The transcript is spliced from 3 exons. The record is from RefSeq and is a predicted model, not a curated record. The annotation marks the transcript as partial.